Molecule: messenger RNA, 3451 nt
Organism: Mercurialis annua (annual mercury)
Lineage: Eukaryota; Viridiplantae; Streptophyta; Magnoliopsida; Malpighiales; Euphorbiaceae
Product: protein ENHANCED DISEASE RESISTANCE 4-like
Exons: 5
Coding region: 364-3135 (923 amino acids)
Biological process (GO): regulation of defense response to fungus
Source: RefSeq, a predicted model, not a curated record
CACAACAUAUUUUCUAAAAAAACGGAACUCAAUAAAAACAGAGUAUAAACUCAGAUUUUCCAGAAACUCUUAAACAAACUUAAAUUUUUUUUGUUCACAUUUUCUAGGUUUCUCCACCCUUAAAUCCCGGCUCUUAUGUUCUUCUUUUAUUAAAAUAGCUGUUAUGUUUGAGCACUAAAGUUGAUCCCAUUUAAAUUUCUUGCUUUUACUACAUAGGAGUGUGAAAAAUGUGGGUUUGGGUUUUGGUUGGGUUUUAAAAGUAUUAAAAACGGUCGCUGUUAGGUUGUAUGGUUGGUUAAUUUCUUGCUUAUUUUAAAGAAUGAAAAUUAAUAAUUUAUUAAGCAGUUGAAUGGUUCUACAACAAUGGGGGAUUCCACAAAAGUAAGACUUGUUCGGUGUCCUAAGUGCGAAAAUCUUCUCCCUGAGCUAGCUGAUUAUUCUGUUUAUCAGUGUGGAGGUUGCGGUGCUGUUCUCCGAGCGAAAGAUAGAAGUCGCGACGCUGAUACUGUGCCUCGGGAGCCAGAUGAAACUCAAGUUGCUGGAGUUGCUACCGAAUUGCAGAGUUCAGAAGAAAACGGAGUUGUGGAGUUGAGUGAUUCUUCUGAUGUGGAUAAUAAGUCAAAUGCUGGCUCUUUAAACUGCGAGGAAAAGAAUUCUGAGAAGAACGAUACAAAUGAUGUUGCUACAAGCAGUAAAUGUGUUGUUGAUAAUGAUGUUGAUGGGAACCUUAGUGUAGAAAACUUGAAUAAUUCUGUAGGAAGUGAAAAUAACAAUCUGAAUUCUGAACUUAAGCAUAAAGGUAGGUCUUGGAAGUCUGGAGAAAUAUCAGGUUGGGAACGCCGGGAGAAAAGAGAAAUGGCGGGGUUUCAACGAGUUAUGAGUGCUGAGGUUGCACGCCGCGAGAGAAGUGAAAUGGAGGGGGUUCAACGAGUCAUGAGAGCUGAGGUUGAAGGUAUAAGGUUUUCAACUUCAAAUUACCCUGAUGAGGGCCCAUCUGAUUACAAUCAACAGUCUUUGUAUGGGUAUGGGGAAUCAUUAAGGAAACAUGAUGACCAUGUUGCAGCGAGCAAAGUUCAACAACUUGAGAAAGAUCGAGUGGAGCUUCUUAGGAAACUGGAUGAGCUCAAGGAACAACUUAGCAGGUCCUGCGAUGUAGCUGAUAAACCCAAGGAGAGAGGGAGGAUGGCUCCUUCAGAUCCAUAUACUGGUUCUGGUUCUGACCCGUGGUUUCCUGGUGGUUCAUCAAUGCCAGGUACGGCUUCAACACAGUUUUUUGCAGCAGAUAAAUAUGCUGCUAGACCUCCUUAUUUCCAUCAUCAGCCUGAUUUAAAUCCUUAUACCGGUGGGCAUGAAAUGCCUAUGCACAAUUUUCAUCCUUCAAUGCACAACUCAAAUUAUAUUCCUGAUUUUGCUGAUCCAUUUGGGAUAAAAAGAGUCCCACAUCCGUUAUCUGGUCAAUAUCCAUCUGGUCAAUACUUCAAUAGACAUUACUUUGAUUCCAAUUCUGAUCCAUUUGAGCCAUACACAUCCAAUGCAAACUUUCACCAGCCUUCUUGUUCUUGUUUCCAAUGUUACGAGAGACAUCAUGGAGUUCCAGCACCAGUUCCACCUGCUCCUUUCAGCAAUAAAAGGUUCCCUAAUGUUUCAAACAAUCCCAUGAUGUACCAUCAUGAAAAUGCUGGGUCAUUUGGCUCGCAUGUCCGCAACUCCAGGUCUACUGUACCUCCUCAAUUACAUUAUCGCGGUCCCCAAUCCCAUUCAAGAUGGCCAAGUGAUCUUAACCCUGAGAUGGGUGCUUUUGUUCGCUCUCGGCCUCGAAGAGUGGUCAUAGGCAGUGGUGGCCGCUGCUGCCGUCCUAUGGCUGGGGGUGCUCCAUUUUUUACGUGUUUUAAUUGUUUUGAAGUGCUGCAAAUACCCAAGAAAGUAUUGCUAAUGGGAAAGAAUCGACAAAAGAUCCGGUGUGGUUCCUGUUCUACAGUAAUAAAUAUCGCAGUUGUAAACGAGAAACUUGUAUUUUCUGUUAACGCUGCAGUGACACUAGUUCCAACUGAGGUUUUCGAUAGCUCUAUGGAGUUGAUUAAAGACACAUCAUACUCCCAUUGCCGUACGAGCCGGAUGCAUGCUAAUUACUCUUCUGAUGAUUAUGAUAAUUCUGGUUACGACUUCCAAACAGUAGACACAGAUCCACUUGCAUUAUCAACAGGACAGGCUUUGAACUCAAUGAAGCAUCUAGAGAUGAACGGUUUUCAUACAUCUCUGAGUACAUCUGACGAUGAAAGUAGUCCGAGUGCUUCAAUUGCCCCAAGAGAGGCUAUUAACUCUGUUCAACAGCCACUUAAAGAUAGUCUAUCUCCACCUCCUCCCGGUUCACCACUGCAACAUCAUUUCGAUUACUCUUCUAAUAAUAAUGCAGUGAACCGAUUUGGAAAAGGAAAUCGAAGCAGUCGCUCGGAUCAAGAAAAGUUAACAACUUCUAAAGCUACUACACGACAGAAUUCUAUGAAAGAUGCAUCUCUAGCUACUGAGAUAGAGGUGCCAUUUCAUGAGUAUGCUAAUACCGGAGUGUCUCAUGAUUCUGGCGACGCAAACAGAGAAGAUAGUCAGUUAAAAAUUAACAAAGGGAGUGAAUCAUUUCUUGCAAACAUUAUUAAGAAAAGCUUUAAGGACUUUUCCAGAUCAAAUCAACCGGAUGAGCGCAGUAGGAUUAAUGUUUCUGUCAAUGGUCAUCCCAUACCAGAUCGUUUGGUUAAGAAAGCUGAGAAGUUGGCUGGACCAAUCCAACCUGGAAAAUAUUGGUACGACUUUAGAGCUGGAUUUUGGGGUGUUAUUGGCGGUUCUUGUCUUGGCAUAAUUCCUCCAUAUAUUGAAGAAUUCAAUUAUCCGAUGCCAGAAGAUUGUGCUGGUGGAAAUACAAGUAUAUAUGUAAAUGGGAGAGAACUUCAUACAAAAGAUCUUGAUUUGCUCUCUGGUAGAGGACUUCCUUCCGAAAGAGACAGAUCUUAUAUCAUUGAGAUAUCUGGAAGAGUCCUGGAUGAAGACACCGGUGAAGAGCUAGAUAGCCUUGGCAGACUUGCUCCAACAGUUGAGAAGGUAAAGCAUGGAUUCGGCAUGAAAGUUCCAAAAUCAGCUGCGUAAUGAAAUUGCAGGAGACGACGAUCCAAUAUGGCUUCCGGCUAGCGGGAAAUCUCGAGACUAGAAUCGAGGGCCAUCUUAAAUAUAAGAGCAUGAUCCUUGCUCAUGAUGUAUGUUUGAUUGUUAUAAUAUAGGUAAUCAAUAGAAGCUGUAAUAUAUAAUAGAAUGCACUUGAUCAUGUAAGCAUCAAAUUGUCUGAUUGUAUGCAAUGAUGUGGGUUUAUCUAGAUUGAAGUUAGCAACUAAUUUCUUACUCUUAAUCUGUCACUCUGUAAUUGCUACAUAAAAAUGAACUUUUUAUUGAUUUGUUUUUUCUUUUA